Molecule: messenger RNA, 6964 nt
Organism: Girardinichthys multiradiatus
Lineage: Eukaryota; Metazoa; Chordata; Actinopteri; Cyprinodontiformes; Goodeidae
Gene: frmd4a
Product: FERM domain containing 4A
Exons: 25
Coding region: 357-3539 (1060 amino acids)
Biological process (GO): establishment of epithelial cell polarity
Cellular component (GO): bicellular tight junction; cytoskeleton; adherens junction
Source: RefSeq, a predicted model, not a curated record
GGAGGGGAAGCUGUCGAAGCAGGAGAAACGAGGGGAGAAGGGAGACAAAGCGCGCUCCCUCCUUCUCACACACACUCAUUCACCUCGUAAACAGCAGUCUGAAGCAGAGCUGGAGCGGAGGAGAAUGGCCAGUGUUUUAACACGAAGGGGAACUGCAGCAGAGAGGGGCUUCUAGUAGGACCAGAGUAGGGAGUUCUGCUCAUCACAUACUUUCCUUCUUACCACACACACGCACCCACGCGUAAAAGCUCGCGUGAAGCCCGGCUGUCAGGCUGGACGGGACGGCAAGGACACCCACUUCGCACACUCACACACAUGCCCGCACACUCACAGAGACGCAGACUUUGGAGCGUACCAUGGUGGUCCAGGGAGCUGUGACACCCGGGAGAACCCGCAGGCUGAUGCUGAAGCUGCCGGUGGGGACUCUCCGGAGAAACAGCGGAGAGAGGAUGACAGAGGGAAGGCGGUGUCAGGUCCAUCUACUGGAUGACAGGAAGCUGGAGCUCCUUGUACAGCCCAAACUGAUGGCGAAGGACUUGCUGGACCUCGUGGCUUCCCACUUCAAUCUUAAGGAGAAGGAAUACUUUGGAAUUGCAUACACAGAUGAAACGGGCCACUUCAGUUGGCUUCAGCUGGACCGAAGGGUAUUAGAGCAUGAAUUCCCCAAAAAGUCUGGUCCUAUUGUUCUCUACUUCUGUGUCAGGUUCUACAUUGAAAGUAUUUCCUACCUGAAGGACAAUGCAACAAUUGAGCUAUUCUUUCUCAAUGCAAAGUCCAUCAUAUACAAGGAGCUCAUUGAAGUGGACAGCGAGGUGGUCUUUGAAUUAGCCUCCUACAUCCUGCAAGAAGGUAAAGGGGAUUUUACCAGCGAUGAUGCAACGAAGUCUGAUCUGAAAAAGCUCCCUGCUCUGCCAACUCAAGCUCUUAAAGAGCACCCAUCUUUGGCUUAUUGUGAAGACCGGGUAAUAGAGCAUUACAAGAAGCUCAGUGGGCAGUCUAGAGGGCAGGCUAUUGUUAAUUAUAUGAGCAUUGUGGAAUCUCUGCCCACAUAUGGAGUGCAUUACUAUGGUGUAAAGGACAAGCAGGGGAUCCCUUGGUGGCUGGGUCUAAGCUAUAAAGGCAUCUUUCAGUAUGACUACCAGGACAAAGUGAAACCAAGGAAGGUGUUCCAAUGGCGUCAGCUAGAGAACCUCUACUUCAGAGAGAAGAAGUUUUCAGUGGAAGUUCAUGACCCCAGGAGGGCGUCGGUAACAAGAAGGACGUUUGGACACAGUGGCAUUGCUGUGCACACCUGGUACGCCUGUCCUGCCCUCAUCAAGUCCAUCUGGGCCAUGGCUAUCAGCCAGCAUCAGUUCUACUUGGACCGCAAGCAAAGCAAGUCAAAGAUCCAUGCUGCACGUAGUCUGAGCGAGAUCGCGAUAGAUCUUACAGAAACAGGAACUUUAAAGACCUCCAAACUGGCCAACAUGGGCAGCAAGGGCAAGAUUAUCAGUGGCAGCAGUGGCAGUCUGCUCUCCUCAGGCUCUCAGGAAUCAGACAGUUCCCAAACUGCUAAGAAGGACAUGCUGGCAGCACUGAGGGCCAGGCAGGAAGCUCUGGAGGAAACCCUACGGCAGAGACUAGAGGAACUCAAAAGCAUCUGUAUCAGAGAAGCGGAACUGACAGGAAAACUUCCAAAGGAAUAUCCUCUGGAUCCCGGAGAGGAGCCACCCACAGUGAGGCGGAAGAUUGGCACAGCCUUCAAACUGGAUGAGCAGAAAAUCUUACCAAAGGGCGAGGAGGAGGAGCUUGAGCGUUUGGAGCGGGAGUUUGCCAUUCAGUCGCAGAUUACAGAGGCGGCCAGGCGUCUCGCCAGCGAUCCUCACGUGGGCAGCAAGAAGCUGAAGAAGCAGAGGAAAACUUCUUAUCUUAAUGCACUGAAGAAGCUCCAGGAAAUUGAAAACUCUAUCAACGAGUACCGGGUCCGCUCUGGCAAGAAGCCCACACAGAGGGCGUCACUUAUCAUAGAAGAAGCCAAUAUUUGUUCUGAGGACAGUUCAUUGUCUGAUGCGCUGGUCUUAGAUGAUGACGAUCCUCAAGUUACAGGUACCCCAACCUUCUCUCCUGUAGCAUCGCCUCAUAAAGGCCUCCCUCCACGACCCCCCUCCCACAGCCGGCCUCCCCCCCCGCAGUCCCUGGAUGGACUGCGACACAUGCACUACACUCGCUCUGACUAUGAUAAAUCUCCCAUCAAACCCAAGAUGUGGAGCGAAUCGUCACUGGAUGAGCCCUACGAAAAAGCAAAGAAACGCUCUUCUCACUCGAGUCACAGGCGUUUUCCAAGUUCUGGCAGUGCCGAAGCAGGGGGCAGCAACUCCCUUCAGGGCAGCCCGAUCAGGAGCACUCCUCACUGGAACUCUCAGUCCAGUAUGCCAUCAACACCGGACCUGAGAACUAGAAUUCCACACUAUGUACAUUCCACCAGGUCAGUGGACAUCAGUCCCACACGUCUGCACAGUCUCUCUCAGCACUUUAGGAAUCGCAGCUCCAGCCUUGAGUCCCAGGGCAAACUGCUGGCGUCCGAUCCUGAUGCACAUCUGCACACCGUGGGCAGUCCCGACUUUUUCCUUGGUCCGGGACGAGGCUCCAAUGGCUCUGACCCACUGGAUGACUGUUCAUCUUGCACCAGCCAAAGUAGCUCAGAGCAUUAUUGCCCCUCUGGCGGACCUCCUGGCAGCAACCCAAACUACUCUACUCUGGGAGAGGACUCACCUUCCAAAGCCAGGCAGAGACAACGGCAAAGGCACAGGUCUGCUGGUCACUUGGGUUCUUCUAACUCGGGCUCUAUGCCAAAUCUGGCAGCUAAAAACGGCUCCAUUGGAGGCUCAGGUGGAGUUGGGAUCGGAGGCGGGCAUCAUGGUGUUUACCUCCACAGCCAGAGCCAGCCCUCCUCUCAGUAUCGCAUCAAGGAGUACCCUCUAUAUGUGGAGGGCAGCUCCAACGGUGUGGUGGUGCGCAGCCUGGAGAGCGAUCAAGAGGGUCAUUACAGUGUGAAGGCCCAGUUUAAGACCUCCAGCUCCUACACAGCCGGCGGACUUUACAAGGAGGCCUGGGGUGGAGAGGAGGGAGGAGAGGGAAGCGGCCGGCUCACGCCAUCUCGAUCUCAGAUUGUACGGACUCCAUCGUUAGGGAGAGAGGGUGGCGGAGGAGGGGGUAGGGCAGCGGUGUCUGAGGAGCUGCGUUAUUGGUACCAGAGGUCUUCAGGGAGUCUGAAAGAAAGAAGCCACUCACAUUCAGGAUCCACAUCUUCUGAGACUGGGUCACAGCAAGGCACUCUGGGACAUGGACGGGGUAGCAGAGUUGGAUCACUCGCCAAGGGCUCACCAGCUGCGUCCCCUCACAGCCAGAGGAGUCUGACACCAUCCAACGAGCACCCAACCACGCCCACACCGCCCUGUAGCCCACAGCACAUCAUCAACUGGAAGAGUGGAGGCACAGCAGACAGCUCUCCUACUGAGGACGUCUGUCAGUCUCCCCCUCAGCCCAGCUCUGACGCAUAGAGGUCUUUUAGUGACAGCUGUUUUCUCAGAAGCCCCCUGUGCUCAGAGCUGGCAGAUGUGCAGUGGUACGGAAAAGACAAGGCCAAACCUGGGACAUUGGUCUGAGACCUCCCUUGUAUGGCCUACAAAACAAUCUGUUUUCCUCUUUGUCCCUCACUGCUACCCAUCGACAACCAACAACCUCAUCCAGCCCAGACCUGACCCCAUACAAGCCUCUGUCCCUCCCCGAGUUUCACCACCUGUUUUUUAUGGCCUGUCUAUCACAGCUCAGCUGGACAGGGACGCACUCGCUGGGCUUUGAUAAGGGCUGGUUUGUCAAGAUAGACUGAGAAGUGUUGAAGUGUGUCCCCCCAUCCUUACAACACUAUAGAGUUCUUUCUUUAGUCAGUGUCUGGAGCACACAUGCAAGGGGACAAGAGCGUGAAAGGACAGAGCACAGAAGAAUAUCAGAAACACAAUAAACCCAACAACGGCUGGUCGACGGCCUGUUUUAUACCGCAUCCUGCACCGCUUCAGUGCCAGCCACCCAGUCUGAAGAUACAUGCUGGAUUUGAGCCACCGGUCUCCUAACGAACUGUAUUGCAUUAUGUUAUUCCCAUAAAAAUUGUUUCCUUAAUUUCUUUAUGCAUACUUACAAGAAGAGAAAAUUUCAGAUAUUUGUAGGAAUAACUGGUAACAUAAUUCCCAGGUAGAUGUCAUAACAGAGUAGCCAGUCAGCAAUACGUGAGUGAACCCCUGGUAACCAUAUUAGGAUGUUGUCUAGGAGAGACACAGACGAGGACUAUAGCAAUAAAGAACACUGUAAAAGGUUUUCAAGUGGUUUUAUUCAACAGUGAAACUUAAACAAGCCUUUUUCCUAAAGCUUGGAGUGAAGGAUCUUUACUGUUAUUGGUAGGAUUUGGAGUUGGAUCUUUUUGGAUAUGGCCUUGAUCUGCAGUUCUUUGGACUUGAACUUUGGCCACAAGGUUAUCAGUCUCAGAAGAGAACCAUACAGGUGCAUCUCAAUAACUUAGAAUAUUGUCUACAAGCAAUUUUUCUUGUCAGAAAUUUCAGUUCAAAAAUUGAAGCUCAUAUAUAGAUUUGUUACAAACCUGUUAUCAUAUUUCUAGUUCAUUUCUGUUUAUUUUGAUAAUUCUGGCUCUAUGGGGUUCAGGUCAAGGCAGUUUGCUGGUCAAUUAAGCACAGUGAUAUCACAGUUAUUAAAGCAGAAGUACUUUUGGCAGAAGAUCCAGAUGCCAAGUCCUGCUGGAGAAUGAAAUCAGCAUCUACAUUAAGUUUUUACGCAGAGAGAAGCAGGAAGUGCUCUAAAAUGUCCUGGUAGACAGCUGCUCUGACUUGAAAACAGUGGACCUACACCAGUAGAUGACGCGGCUCCCCAAAUCAUCACUUACUGUGGAAACUUUACGCUGGACCUCAAGCGACCUGGAUGCCAGUGCCUCUCCACUCUUCCUGAAACAUAAUACCUUUUCAAUGAUAAUAUAUUUCUUUGGGAUGCACCUGUAUGAGGUCAGAGCACAGGGUUUAUCGGAGACAUUGUUCUGGUUACAUCCAGUCACAGACACUGUACUGUUUUGUUUCAGGUUUUCCACCUUUUAAUUUGUCAUCACCUCACAGUAGAAUAUAAUUGUUAAAGUCUGUUUGUUCUACCUUAGAGUUUCAUCUUGAAGCUGCUCAGUGACUGUUGUGAACUGUUUGUAUGGUGUGGCCCCUACUUUUGUCCUCCAGUUUUAAUUCAAACCCAUGUUUAUUCUGCUGUCUGUUGAUCCCUUUAUAGCGCUGUGUUUUCUGCCCAUCCUCUGAGCAAGUUUCACACAGGCUGGUGCUCUGCAUUUGUACUGUAACUUACAAUCGAACCUAUUUCAGACAUAAAACGGACUCCAUCCAGUCUCCUCUGUCUGAAGCCAUUCUAUAAAACAGCAGCCAGGAAACACUCAACAAAUCCAACUUCUUUUAUUUAAAUAUACUCCUGUCUGAAAGCACAACAUUUACAGUAUAUUUAGGCUGGACCUGCAGUUACUGUGUUCUCUUAUCAAGUGUAACCAUUAACGUUUCGGUCAGAAAAAGCCACCCUCUCAGUGCAAAAGAGAAGAUAUGGCCAGAGGUGAGCAAUAUUUAUAAAUCCUUAUAACUCCUGUCCCAAUCAAACAUUCAGAACAGGGUUAGAAAAGCACACCUGGUCUUUAAACCAGUUUCCCACAUGUCGCUGACAAAUCCCAGUGGUGCAAAAAUAAUACCCUCCAUUGUUUGUUGUAGCACAAAAUUGUAAUUUAUUAAAUGUUUAUUUUUCAAAUAUGACCCUUAUGACAUGAAUAUGGUUUAAUCAUAUUGUUUCAUUAAAACUGGAUCAAAGAUUUGCUGUUUUGUUUGGUUGCCUGCGAAUGGUACGAAUCUCAUGAUGCCCUUCAUAAUGUUGUGUUUCCCUAAUAAGUUAAACGUUUAAACAACUUCCAGCUCUAAGUUAUUUUAACAAGCAGGUGCAGCCCACUCUCUAGGUGCAUGUCUACUCCUCCAAUAGUCAUCCAUCCUUGCUUGGUCAAUUUUAAUACGUCUUUAUGCAAGAUUAGAACCAGCAAUCAUGUUUAGCAUCUGAUAGAGAGCAGUCAGGUUUGAUUUCCCCCUAUUAAUGUCAAAGCAUUAGUUUGUGUGCUAAAGAUCACCCAAUCUCAUGCAUGCAAAUCCACUGACAAAAGACCUCAAAUGCAGCACCACUUCUCCUCCUGCUAAAAUGAACUGUUAUUGUUAAAUCGUGUUAAUCAGAUCCCCACAAAGAACUGUUUCGAUCCUACUAUAACCUCUGACCUCUGAGCUUGUUGUAAACCAGUGUCAAAACCUUCUGUAAUUCCACAAAACAAACUUUCCCUGCCCCAUGAUCAUGUUUGAGGAUUUGUGUAAUACUCCAACACAGAGGAGUAUUUUCACGUAUGUUCAGAGAGAAGCUGUUAGGGUUUGUGGGCUUUUUAACUCACAUUCUUUGUUUUAACAUUUUAUAUGAACCAGUAUUUCAGUUUUUUUCCUAACACUGAAAAACCCUUUCAGGUGCUACAAAAUGACCAGUUACUGCUUUGUCACGUAGGAUCUAGACAUCUGUCCAUUCUUACAGAUAGUCAAAAUGAAGCUUAUUUUAACUGGCAGUUUAACAUUAGACCACCUCCUUAACCAGACAAUAGAGCAUGUAACUUGAGUUUAUCAGUUCUCUUCAGCUGUAAUAUUACAUUAAAGGGGUUGUAGAAAAAAACGUGGAAUUGAUUUAAAAAAAAAAAAACAGAAUUCCACCGUUAAUUUAUUCUUUUUUUCUAUUAAGAAUUUGUAUAGUAACUUUACAUUUUGCAAAACUGUGUUGUUGGAAAUUAAUGCUGAAUUUUCAAGAUGAGAAGCCGUGGUGGUUCCUGAGAGUAAGAAAAUAAAUUAUUGAUGAAUGUUCUCAA